Molecule: messenger RNA, 380 nt
Organism: Cydia strobilella
Lineage: Eukaryota; Metazoa; Arthropoda; Insecta; Lepidoptera; Tortricidae
Exons: 3
Coding region: 113-343 (76 amino acids)
Source: RefSeq, a predicted model, not a curated record
UAACCGCUACGCAGGGAAUCGCACGUACGGCUGUAUGUGCAGUGCCGUGGUCGAAAUCUUUUUCGAAAAAUUGACAACUGUUUUGGCGCGAGUUCAAUAAUAUUAAAAAGUUAUGGAGUGCCUAAGGAUUGUAUUGUUUACGCUCGUCCUUGUCCUCAGUCUGCUCAUCUCGGCAGAUUCUACGGUUCCCCAGCCAAGGGCACCUAACUUCCAGUAUUUUGAGAGGCCAAAAUACCGGUAUCCGUACUACGACGAGAACGGACGAGGAAAGCUUCUCUACGGCUACGGAGGCCCAGAACUGUACCAAUACAAGUCCUAUUCGCCCUUAGAAGGAAUCCAUUGAUUUAAAAUAACUCGUUAGUUAAUAAUAAGCUCCCUCC